AUGGCAAUGGCGUCUGGCCCUCCCGCCCAUGUCCAAGACACCAUUGAGGCGAUCGAGCUGCCAACAGCACAGCCAUCCUCUCCUGCCGUUGUUUCCUCGGCACACAGCAGCACUGAGGUCAAGGAGUUGGAAACGACGACUCAAGGCUCAUCCGGGCCUACCCGGCAACGGAGUAGGCUCAGGACAUUGACUGUCAUGAUCGCCCUUUUUUCCGCCCUCUUCAUCGCCGCCUUGAACACCACCAUCGUAGCCACCGCCAUCCCGACAAUCUGCGCCGAUCUUCAUUCAGCUGCCGGCUACUCCUGGAUCGGGGCCUCAUAUGUCAUCGCCACCACCGCUGUCGUUCCAAUAUGGGUGAAACUGUCCGACAUCUGGGGCAGGAAGCCGAUUCUGUUGAUGGCCGUAGCGCUAUACUUUGCCAGCUCCAUUAUCUGCGCUGUCUCGACCAGCAUGGCCAUGCUCAUCGCGAGCCGCAGUGUCCAGGGAGUAUCAGGCGGCGGUCUCGCGUCUCUUAUCAGUAUCGUCAUUUCGGACCUGUUCAGUAUGAGGAGCCGACCUCUCUUUCUCGGCCUUCUCCACGUAACUUGGGCUGUUGCCGGGGGCCUUGGGCCAGUGCUCGGCGGCGCCUUUACGCAGCUUCUCUCGUGGCGCUGGAUCUUCUGGAUCAACCUUCCGAUUUCCGGGGCAGCAUUCUGCUUGUUACUCUUAUUCCUGGACGUGCAUAACCCGAAAACCAAGCUCGCCGACGGCGUCAAAGCGAUCGACUGGGCUGGGAGCCUAUCUAUCGUCUGUGUCAUGGUCAUGGUCCUUCUCGGCCUCAACUUCGGAGGCACGGCGUAUCCCUGGGACUCGCCAAAGGUCAUCUGCCUCGUCGCGGUUGGGGGUUUGAUGGCUGUCGUGUUUCUCUUCAGUGAGAGUCGCCUCGCGCGCUAUCCAAUCAUGCCCUUAGGCCUGUUCCGCCGGAGGUCCAAUGCUGCAUGCCUUGCUAUUGGCUUUACACAGCAUUUUGUUAUCAAUGCGGCCGAGUACUAUCUUCCACUCUAUUUUCAAUCUACAAAAGAGGCCUCGCCACUCCAAUCUGGCCUUCUCCUCCUUCCGCUCAUAAUCACAGAGGCAUUUACUGGAAUUUUCGCCGGCGUCUUCAUAUACCGUGUGGGCCGCUAUAUGGAGCUCAUCUGGGCUGGUAUGGCUUUACUGACCGUCGGCAAUGGGCUGUAUAUCUAUCUCAACGCAACAUCAUCCAUAGGCUCGAUUGCCGCGUUCGAAGUUGUGGCUGGUCUGGGCGGAGGUCUUCUCUUCGAACCCCCUCUCAUCGCUCUUCAAGCCCUCGUCUCCCAAGACGACACCGCGACGGCCACAGCCACUCUCGGGUUCAUUCGCGGCAUCGGCGUCUCGCUGUCGAUCGUCAGUGGGGGAAUUAUCUUCCAGAAUGGAAUGCAACUGCGAAGACCGAGCUUACGAGACCAUGGACUGCCGACGAACCUCAUCGAGACCUUCUCGGGCCCGGACGCCGCGACGAGUAUCGACCUCAUCGCGACCAUCCCCGAUCAAGCCCAGAGGUUGGCGGUGAAGCAGGCCUUCGCAUGGAGCUUGAGGAAUGUCUGGAUCAUGGCCGCCGGCGUGGCUGCAUGUGGCCUGCUUGCGAGCGGGCUUGUCACGAAAAAGGAGCUAGCCAAAGACCACACCGAGACUCGGACCGGGAUCAAAGAGAAGAGACAGGCUGAUAGUGGCGCACUUGACGGUCAGGAAGCCGUAUCUGCUAUUGCGCGCAGCGAAGAGGCCUUUGCGUAA
Messenger RNA from Fonsecaea multimorphosa CBS 102226, 1791 nucleotides. RefSeq lists its product as uncharacterized. Gene Ontology annotation, molecular function: transmembrane transporter activity. Bases 1 to 1791 code for a protein of 596 amino acids. The transcript is spliced from 4 exons. The record is from RefSeq and is a predicted model, not a curated record. Gene Ontology annotation, biological process: transmembrane transport. NCBI's taxonomy places the organism in Eukaryota, Fungi, Ascomycota, Eurotiomycetes, Chaetothyriales, Herpotrichiellaceae.